Molecule: messenger RNA, 2413 nt
Organism: Patella vulgata (common limpet)
Lineage: Eukaryota; Metazoa; Mollusca; Gastropoda; Patellidae
Product: tumor necrosis factor receptor superfamily member 21
Exons: 5
Coding region: 137-1630 (497 amino acids)
Molecular function (GO): protein binding
Source: RefSeq, a predicted model, not a curated record
UUGGUAUUGAUAGGGGUAUGCGCAGUGAGACGUAAAAAGGGUUUUAAUUAUAGAACUGAUUUUCUCAAACCGGACCUUAUUCUAUUAAUAAUUUAUUAUUAAUAUUCGAUUGUCGACGUAGACUUGAUGUUCAACAAUGUUGAUUAACAAAGCUGUGUUACCAUUCAUCACCACUCUGUAUUUAACAACAGGAUAUCCCAGUGAAAAGGGAGAGUUAUAUCAAUCCGAAGAGGGGCUAUGGUGCCGGUUAUGUCUUCCUGGAACGUACUUAAAAGCAUCAUGUACAGAGAAUUAUGGAUUAUCAACGUGUGAGACCUGUUCAAGCGGUACAUUUUCUAACAGGUCUAACUCCGCCACUCAGUGUCAAGAUUGCGCAGUAUGUCCGCUAAGCACCAUUACAGAAAAAUCUUGCACACACUUCAGUGAUGUUGUAUGUGUAUGUUCCGAAGGAAAAAUGUGGAUACCUCUAAAUAAUGGGCAUGAUGGCAGAUGCAUCGAUGAAAGGUUUAAGUACGUGUCACCAAAUGGUUUAACCUGUCAGAUGUGUCCAGAAGGAACUCAUUUAAAUUCACCGUGUAGUAUACAGCAUGGAACGUCUACGUGUACAACUUGUCCACCACUGACGUUCUCAAGUAAACCAAAUCAAGCCCUUUAUUGUGCUUCAUGUACGAUAUGUCAACGUGGUCAACGUGAAACGUCCCCGUGUUCUAGAACCAGGGAUACUAUUUGUGAAUGUCCUGAAGGAUACUUCUGGCAGAUCAUUGUGGAAGAUCAGGGAAUAUGUCGACCACAUUCCGAAUGCAAAUCUGGACAACUCGUAAUUCAACCAGGUACGUCAACUUCAGAUACGGUUUGUUCCCGUAAAAAGGAUGAAUUAGUAACACCACCACCACCACCAUCAUCAUCACCUUCAAGCUUAAUGCACCAAACAGCCACUAAUGAAAAUAACAAUCUGAUGUUUCAAAAUGAUGUUGAUUUUACACAGUCGCUUACUAUUAGUCGCACGCUGGAUGCGAUUUCAAAACCUACAACUGAACCGAAAAGGCAUCAAAAUAAAUCCAUAUCAAACCAAUCGCAGGAAAUAUGGUCUAAAGUUACCACACGUUCAACUGGAAGGCCUAUAAUGGAGAUGGUUUUAACAUUAGCACCACCACACCCCUUGGCGACGAAAGACAAGAAGACCCUUACAAGAAGAAAAAACCAACGCUUUAUUAAAAAUGAGAAGAAACGUAAGCGGUGCCAUAAUAUAAACAAACUUAGCAAAAUUGAUAAAAAGCGUUGUCGUUAUAGCAAAAGAACUAGAAAGCACGGACGAAAAAGAAACAGAAAACACGGACGAAAACGAACUGGGAAACACGGACGAAAGCAGGGUCUAAAACGAACUAAAGAACACGGACGAAAACGAACUAGAAAGCACGGACGAAAACAGAUUGCAUCUAAAGCAAAACCUUCAUCACAAUAUGAAAUGAGUACAAAGAAAGACUUGCAGUACACGGUAUCGCCUAAACGGUUAGCAGAACACAACAAUCACAAAUCAAAACAGAGAUCCAAGAACAGGAGGAAAAUAAGCAGAAGAAAAAUUAAAAGGAAUCAAACAAAAAGAAACAUAUCCAUUAUAUCUCCUUAUUAAGAUACAAAAUGUAGAACAAAUCAAAUUAUGCCUCCUCAGUUUGUGUUAAUCUAACAUCGCGUAGUGAUAAUAAUAACAGAGUCGACUAACAACCUUUUACAUUGUUAUUUGAUUUUUGGGGGGUCUUUGGAAAUAUAAAGAUUAGUAUACGUCAAGGUAUGGUACAUAAUUGACAUUGCUAACUAUUCGGAAAUUGUUAAUUGCCGUUCAAGGAAGGCAGACCACCAUUAAUUUUCAUCAUCCCGGUAUCCACGAUUUGUAGUGUUUCUAUAUAAAAAUAUAGUGAUUCUGACUCUCCCCUGUGUGCCUUUUGUGUGGUCAGUUUUGUUGAAUUUUUGGUCUAGAAUGGAAGACGAGGGUUUGAAUUAACAUUUUCUUUCAGGGUUUGGUAUAUAUUCAUUGUUUAAAGGUGGAAGGAUAACAGAAUUACAUGUAAUAGCUUUGCGACGGAGUUAUAUACGGGGGAUAUUUACAUCCACUUCAAGGUAGUAUAUCUCAAAAUUUGAAUGGUCAACGAAAUGAAAUGUGGUUUAACGUUCUGCACCGAACAGGCUAAUAAAGGCGUUACUGUUCAACGAAAAUUUGGAAAACAAAAGUGAAAAUAAUGGUGGUCUGCAUCCAAAACUACAAGAGUUCUUUCCCCUGACCUUUAUAUUUGAAUUGCAUAGGCUAUUUCUUUUUAUUUAUACAUAUAUUUAAUAGUAUUUAUAUAUUGAUCAUCUAAUUUAUAAUAUUUUCUAGUAUAUUUUUUAAAAAUAAAAAUUAAUAAAAUUGAAUAAACUU